AUGGCAUCGGGGUCAGGUGCCCAUAAGAGUAAUGUUAAGGGCCUGGAUCUGUCUGUAGACUGGGAACUUGUGACCUCCAAUGGACCAUCCCUGGCAUUUCAUGUAGGCUGUGCCCUUGGUAAUGGCAUUUACAUACAUGGAGGCAUAGAGACGAAGGAUGGAAAACAGCCUUCGGACAAACUUUUUCGUUACAAUUCUAGUUCGCAAUCUUGGCAAGAAGUCCAUGCUGCAGGAAGUCCUGCUCUUAGUCACCAUGCAUGUGUACCAUUGGCUGGUAGAUACAUGCUUCUAAUUGGAGGUUGGGAUGGAAAGUCAAGGACAGCCAAGGUCGUGGCCUUUGAUUCAGAAAAGCAACAAUGGCUGCCACAGGAGACGAGUGGAUUUCCUGGGGAUGCAGGGCUAAGUUCACACACAGCUACUCUUUUGGCUUCUGGGGAGAUCAUUAUUUUUGGACGAGAAGGCAGUUUACGUAUGCAACGACGUCAUGGAAAUAGCUACAUAUUAAGUGGUAGUGUACAGUCAGGUCAUUUUACCUUUAAAGAAUUUACAAAUGCUGCAGCUUCAAGAUCAGGUCAUACUUCAAACAUCAUCGGAAAUAAACUGUAUGUGGUUGGGGGAAGAGAAAAUAAUCUUAUAGAAAUUCAUGACAGAUUGAAAAGUGGAGAAAGUGACAACCAAACAAUAACAACCAAACUAUUAAGCAUAGCAGAAAAGGUAACACCAAUGUCUAAACUACCUGGCGGUAGAAAAAACCAUAUCACCAUUAACGGUACAGGUGUUCUGUUCUUCCAUGGUGGUGACACCUUCGAUGGGAGGAGUCGUGAAUCUGUCGGGGAAAUGUUCCUCAUAACAUUAAAACCCACAAUGCAGUUCUACAAACUAGGAGAAAGUAGAGUAAGACGGUCUGGACAUAUUUGCUGUAUUAUCGGUGACAAGGUGAUUCUGCAUGGUGGACUAGGUGGGAAAAAUAACAGUCAUGUUUACAGUGACACUUUCUCUCUGGAGUUUAAAUAG
Molecule: messenger RNA, 1014 nt
Organism: Ylistrum balloti
Lineage: Eukaryota; Metazoa; Mollusca; Bivalvia; Pectinida; Pectinidae
Product: kelch domain-containing protein 9-like
Exons: 2
Coding region: 1-1014 (337 amino acids)
Molecular function (GO): cyclin binding
Source: RefSeq, a predicted model, not a curated record